This is a messenger RNA of Salvelinus fontinalis (brook trout), 2163 nucleotides long. Its product is annotated as 4-galactosyl-N-acetylglucosaminide 3-alpha-L-fucosyltransferase 9-like. The coding region runs from base 236 to 1336 and encodes 366 amino acids. The transcript is spliced from 2 exons. The record is from RefSeq and is a predicted model, not a curated record. Lineage: Eukaryota; Metazoa; Chordata; Actinopteri; Salmoniformes; Salmonidae. Gene Ontology annotation, cellular component: membrane. Gene Ontology annotation, molecular function: alpha-(1->3)-fucosyltransferase activity.
CCCUUUCAUGCUUUCUCAUCCUGCCGUAAGGGCGUCCAGAAGAACUUUUUUCUCUCCCUUCGUUUAAAAAAAACGGCUUGUCACUGUUUCUUAUCGCUUUAUUGAACUGAUGAGUACCAAAGACCCAGGGAAAUGUUUCACAGGUGCACAGUUCACAUAGGGAGUGUAUAUGGAUUGACAUCCCCGGCAGCUCUGAAUACUGCAUGACAAGAACAACCUGUUAACCGGAGCCAAAAUGCUGUCAAGUACUUUCCUUACAGGAGCUUUGCGUAUCUUCCUGGGAGGGAUCCUCUGUCUAGGAGGAUUUGUGACACUGUUUCGCAUGUAUUACAAAUCAGCUCUGGACUGCACUCCUCAGCCUCAUUACUCAAAGCGACCUGAGAACAGAUACUUGUCUAAGAAGCAGCCAGAGCCAGACAAGCCCAUCAUGCUGUUGUGGUUCUGGCCUGAAAACCGCAGGUUUGAUUUUAGUGAUUGUGCCACUUUCUUCAACAUUGAUGGCUGCCACCUGACAGAUGACAGGUCUCUGUACAACAAGGCAGACGGGGUGCUCAUCUUUCACAAAUCCAUCAAAUACGAUUUAUCCAACUUGCCUCCAUCACCUCGACCACCAUUCCAGAAGUGGAUUUGGUAUCAUGUGGAAUCACCUACAAACACAAUUAGGAUACCUGGUCUAGAGAACCUUUUCAACUUGACCUUGAGUUAUAGGGAAGACGCAGACAUCCCUGUUCGUUGGCGUUUGACCGCAAGGAAAGGCCAGGGUGAAGACUUUGUGCUGCCAAAGAAGGAUAAAUUAGUUUGCUGGAUUGUGAGCAACAAUGACCCUAACACUGGAACAGGGGUACGGAAUAACUAUUACAGAGAACUUGUAAAACACAUUAAGGUGGAACUCUUUGGCAAGGCCUAUGCUAGAUUCUUGAAAUAUGAGGAUUACUACUCAACACUCUCCAGCUGUAAGUUUUACCUCUCCUUUGAGAACUCAGUCCACAAAGACUACAUCACAGAGAAGCUUAACGGACCACUUGCAGCAGGAACUGUGCCAGUGGUAUUGGGCCCACCGAGACAGAACUAUGAAGACUUUGUCCCAGGAGAUUCCUUCAUCCAUAUUAAUGACUUUCCCGAUGCAAAAGCCCUGGCUGAAUUCCUCCUCAAGUUGGACAAGGAUGAUGAGGCAUAUCUGCGCUACUUUCAAUGGCGUAGAAACUUCUAUGCUCAGGAACAUCUGCUUCAACUGAGUCAAGAGUUCACGCAAGCUAUUUGCUAUGCCUGUGACCACAUAGGCAAACAUUGGGAGUACAGGGUUGUUCACGAUAUUUACAAAUGGCAUUUUGGUUAAUCAGUCACUUACAUCCUCACCGGUGUAUGUGCUGUUAUCACUAUAUUACCCUCUUCUCUCCAUGUACACGAUCAUGUCUCAGGGUGGAAUUUAGUCACACCCAGCAUCCCACAAAUGCAACGUUUACACAGUGCCUUUAUUGCACUACUUGUAAGAUAAGUGUACCUGGUUGUUUUACUGUACUAGUGUCAUAGCUAGGUUUUUAAGUAUCCAGAACCAUUCAGGCUCUUAUCUUUAUAACUACUCAACAACUAACCUCUGCACUAUUUAUUGUCUGAAUUACUACCUGUAUGUAUAUUUUAUAUCUUUACACUCACACAUUUUGAGCUGAAAUAAUUAAAGGGUAAUUCCACCAUUUUUAUCUCCAGCACAAUACCAGUGUCUACAAAUGUGAAAACAGAGCAUUUCUACGUUUUGUAGACAAUAAUAUGAAGUAAAAAAACGUCUAACUGAUGACAUCAUCCAUUUUCAAACACCGUGAGAGUAGUUAUCGUAGGGUUAGCUUCUGUCAAACUAUUUACAUCCUGGUGACUUCACACCAGGAUGUAAAUAUCACACCCAUUGUUCAGAGUGGCCGGGGCAUUACCACAUGUUGUAUGUAAACAUCACACCCCACUUUUUUGAUUACAGUAUUUCGGAUGUGAGGAGGGUCCUAGUGUCUGUGUGCAGACAUGGUGUAAAAGGUGUUGAUCAAGGGGCUAUUGUAUUGGGGCCUAGUUGCUUCAAAUAAUUGUUUUAUUAAUAACCAGAGCUGUGAAUUUAAAACAUGCAGGGUUAAUUUAAUUCUAACCAACGCUCCAACCAAGUUCUCUCAGAGAGAAUGCUUA